GGACAAAUGAAGUAAAUUCCCCUAAGCAGCCCCCUCCGUCUCUUGAGGGUUGGCGAAUGCCCCAUAUGCACAUCCCUACAAAUGCUUGAAAUCCUUGAAUGGUUUGACAAAAUGCAAAGAGUGCUAGCUUGUAAACAAUUCCAAGGUUGGUGUGUUGCAAAUUAUAUAUAGCGAGACCGUGGUUUAUGUACUUUAAAUAUACAAGCUAGCUAGUUACUUGGAAUUCUCUAUUUUACAAGAAGAACCUAGAUAAAAGGAAAUGAAGAUGAGUACAAAUAUGGAGAUGGCAGAGGAUGCAGGAGAAAAUAUUGUGAUUGUGGGUGGUGGGAUUUGCGGCCUUGCCACUGCUCUUGCUCUUCACAGGAAGGGCAUAAGAAGCUUGGUCUUAGAAAGAUCAGAGAGUCUGCGAGCAACGGGAGCGGCUAUCAUUCUUCAUGCUAACGGAUGGCGUGCACUUGAUCAACUUGGUGUUGCCUCCUCUCUCAGACAAACUAGUAUUCCUAUUCUAUCGGCACAAUUCACCUCACUUGAUGAUGACAGGCUACAACAAAUACCAGUUUGGAAAGAUGAGUUACGAUGUGUGAAAAGGACUGAUCUGAUGAAUAUCUUGGCUGAUAAUUUGCCACAAAACACUAUACGUUUUGGGUGCUAUGUACUCUCUAUCGAGUUGGAUCCCAUCAUUUCUUCUCCAGUUCUUAAACUUCAAGAUGGAACCAGUUUGAAUGCCAAGGUUGUGAUCGGAUGUGAUGGACUGAACUCGAUGAUUUCAUACAUGUUGGGGGUGAGGCCUACAAAUACAUUUAAUGUCUGUGUUAUUAGAGGUUUCACAAGUUGUCCGAGUGGUCAUGAAUUCGGUAGUGAGUUCAAGAUGGCCAAAAAAGAUGAUGUUCAAGUUGGACUAAUUCCCAUGACCACCAGCCUGGUUUAUUGGUUCGUCACUGGCAAAUAUAUUUCUCAAAAGUUCAAGGUCUCCCAGAGCAAGAAACUAAUCGGGGACAUGGCAGCUGCAUCAAUGAAGGACUUCAAGAGAUCAUAGAGAAUUGCUCACAAGAGUCGUUACACUUCUCGGAGUAUUUGAGAUACCAAGCACCGUGGGACAUACUAAGAAGACGCUUUCGGGUCGGAACAGUAACAGUGGCAGGAGAUGCCUUCCAUGCGAUGGCUCCGUUCAUUGCUCAAGGUGGCGCAGCCUCUUUGGAAGAUGCAGUUGUUCUCGCUAGGUGCCUGGCGCGGAAGACUGACGUUGGUAAUCCAAGUGGACUAGCAAGCAAGACGAUGGUAGAAGAAGCACUUGAUGAAUACCUAAAAGAGCGGAAACCAAGAGUUUUGAGACUAUCUUUGCAGUCAUACCUAAUUGCGAAAAUGCAUGAAACUUCAUCCAAACUUGUCAAAUUCAUAUGCAUUGUGUUCAUGGUGAUCAUAUUUUAUGAUUCUCAUGGACAUACUCACUAUGAUUGUGGUACCCUGUAAAUAAGAAUCAUCACUUAAGCUUAUGAUUAUGAACUAAUUAAUGAUCAACACUUCAAUAAAAUCAUGGAUACCACUAGAUCGUAGUUUGCUGAAUAGAAUAACAGGGUCUUAUAUGUUCGGUUCCCAUAUAUGGUUCUUGGUUCUUCAGUCGGUUUCUAUUGGUUCUUUGGUCGGUUUAUGAUCGCGUUCUGAAAGGCUCUAAUCGGUUCUUGAGGGAAACCUGUGUUGAGGAUAUUUGUGUCAUUAGUGUUGAAUCCUAUCUUUUAGGAUUUCGGUGACCAAAUCCUAGUUGAUUUAGUAUUCUGUUAGAAUAAUGUCCUAGUCUCUAGGGUUUAAGAUUGUUUUUGAAUUCUUCAAUUCAGUUAGCACGUUGGUUGCCUGUAACCAAAACGUGAGCAUGAUUUCUAGCUUUUCUGUUAUGUUUC
This is a messenger RNA of Fragaria vesca subsp. vesca, 1895 nucleotides long. Its product is annotated as 3-hydroxybenzoate 6-hydroxylase 1-like. Gene Ontology annotation, molecular function: FAD binding. The coding region runs from base 260 to 1036 and encodes 258 amino acids. The transcript has 6 exons. The record is from RefSeq and is a predicted model, not a curated record. NCBI's taxonomy places the organism in Eukaryota, Viridiplantae, Streptophyta, Magnoliopsida, Rosales, Rosaceae.